Messenger RNA from Paramecium tetraurelia, 654 nucleotides. RefSeq lists its product as uncharacterized. The record is from RefSeq and is a predicted model, not a curated record. The transcript is spliced from 2 exons. NCBI's taxonomy places the organism in Eukaryota, Ciliophora, Oligohymenophorea, Peniculida, Parameciidae.
AUGUUACUAUUGUUGAUACUAAUACAAACAUAUAAUUGCUUGAAUUUGAAAUGCGUAUCUAGCGAUGUUGAUGAGACAUAUACAAGAGGAGAUCAUAUGACGAUAUGCAUACAUUUCAUAAAUAAGAUUGAAUAAACUGGUUAAAGAUUAGCUUUCGAUGUAAAAGUGGAUCGUUAUACUGCAUUGUAUGCUAAGAAUAGUUACACAACAUUAAAAGCGAAAGGAUUAACAAAUCAUACUAUUGCUAUUUAAGCAAAUAAGCAUGCUAUGAUUUCACCAAUAAUUGAUUAUGUUAUAAACUCGACUAAUGUUUAUCCAAUUUACAGUUUAGUGAUUAACAUGGAAGAUGGUAAUGUGACAGAUCUAAUUUGGGACAAUGGAUGUUGGGACUCUAGCAUGGAAUGCUCAGAUUAUGUUAUUACUAAUUCAAAUGGGGAAACUUUUAGCGAUUCAAAUAAUUAUUACAAAGAGUGCACUACAGACAUGGACUGUGAUGCUAAAUUCUACAUCUCAUUCAUAGGAACUGAUGCUUCAGGGAAUUACAUGGAAAGUGCAGGUAAACGUAUUUCAAGGUUCAGAUAAUAUGCUGUGUCUGACAUGUUCAGUUCAGCAAAGAAUGUAUUUAAUGGUUAUGUUGAUGACAUUCGUACGUGA